Molecule: messenger RNA, 7673 nt
Organism: Podospora pseudopauciseta
Lineage: Eukaryota; Fungi; Ascomycota; Sordariomycetes; Sordariales; Podosporaceae
Gene: CCH1
Product: calcium channel protein
Exons: 3
Coding region: 776-7234 (2152 amino acids)
Biological process (GO): calcium ion import across plasma membrane
Cellular component (GO): membrane; voltage-gated calcium channel complex
Molecular function (GO): high voltage-gated calcium channel activity
Source: RefSeq, a predicted model, not a curated record
ACAGGUUGUGCAAAGUGCAGUUGUUAACAGCCCAGUCCAACUGGAAGAUCUCCCUCCAUGUCCACGAGUACUUGGUAUCUUCCUCCUCCCGUCUUCUUUUUACAAGAUAUCUUCAGCUUUCAACAAAUCCUUGGCUCUUCGGUAGUAUCGCGACGUUUUCGGCAUAGAGCAACACGCAACUCCCCGAGCCGUUUCAACUUGCGCAAAGUGGGGUGCUCCAAUUGAGCCUUACGCACGUGAAGCCCGCACUGUGUUGCUCGCCAGCAGAAUUGUGUGCACUACCCUAUCCUCACAGUAAACUGCACUGUACCCUGGUUGGCCUUCAACUUGCCAUCGCUGGAUGGAAGCUGCCUCUCCUGGGCUGGGGCAGCAACCAUUGUAUUUUGCGGCGCAGUCAUCUGUCCUGACCUCCUCUGUAGACCCCCCAUACGUUCUUUCUUUUGACGAUAAUUAAUUAAUCACUCUUUUCUUGUUGCCUCUUGUUGACCUCUCGCAAGCCACCCCUUUCUCGUAGUGCCGCCAGCCAAACCAAUACCCCCGUGCCCGUCCGGCGACACUUCAAACUCCACAAACAGAGCCUUAACGUCCAACCACCACGAGGCAAAAGCCAACUCGCACACACUCUUUGCAUGGCAUAGACAGUAGGACUUUCUUCGCAUAUCAUGCCCGCUACGAGGCUCUAGUGGUCCAUGUUACAGCAGUUCUAGCGCAUUCGCGCGCCCACCUCUCAUUUAGCUUGUCGAAUUGACACCAAGCCACCACACCACUCGGCACCAUGAACGACAACCCGCCGCAUACCCCGCGGCGAACCUCGCACAAUUCUAUACCUCCUCCGCACUCGAUACCUUUGCAGGAAAUCCAGCGCUCGCCAGAAGGAACCAGCAAUGGGCGUGGGGGAGGAGAUGGUUUCGGCGCUGGGGGGUCUUACAAUGGAGCUCAGGAUGAAAAUAACAGGCCGCCAGCAUCGCCGGUUUCCAUGUCGGCCAACCUUCCAGGUUUCUCGUCUUAUUGGGAGAACCCAUAUCCAACGGCACCCCACGAUGCGGGCGGGACCGGCGGAAACCAUUCCCCUAUCGAUCACUUGGGCCUUCAGUUUGCGCUGCCACCUGAGAUAAGACAACCAUCACCUUCUGCCUCACAGGGCUACAUCACCUCGGCCGAUGACCCGUACCAAAUACCUCACCCUUAUUAUGACGAGCGAGCGGAUACGGACUCCUUGGAGUCGGAUAGAGUACCUCUGAAGCCAUCGGCGCAACCCAUCGGCCGUUUAGAGCCACCGGAAGGAGAAGCGGUCCCCCGCUAUAGCUUUCAGACCGUAUCCGAUCUUGGAAAUACACCCUCUCGAGCACGAAGUACCCAGAUGCUUGGGUUUGAUUUGGAGCCGGGAUUUUCAGCGGACAGGCAUCGCAACUAUGGGGACAAUCUCUCACCAGUGGACGGGGGGCGGCGGUCCCGAACUCAGUCUACCAGCGGCGCCUUGCAUAGAGCAGGCUCUAUCAUGAGGGCCAUGUCACAGCGUGUUGUCGCUAUCAGUGGUGAAGGUGAUUUAGUGGAUCAAGCAACCAGGCGUGAACGCGAACGGUCUCGGUCGCGCUCCCGUUCACCUAGUGUUGACGGCCGCCGGCCGGGCCAUGUGUCCGCACCAAUGCUUGUCGAUACCUCGUAUCCCUCACAGUCGUCCCAAAUACCAGCGGAAAAGGAUUCGGGGGCCACCUAUGUUCAUUCUCAGCAGCCAUCCUCGCCUAUGCCUCGCCGGCGUGGCCCUCUUCCAAACCCACUCAGGGGGAACUCACUUGGCAUUUUCCCCAAGGACAAUGCGCUCCGAGUAUGGCUGUGCGAUCUCCUGGUGAAUCCCUGGACAGAGCCCUUCAUUUUGUUGCUGAUUAUUGCGCAAACAAUUCUCUUGGCUGUUGAGUCGGCACCCGACGUUUUCGUCCCAGGAAAUGAACGACCAGAGCGCUGGGGCACCACGCGGAUAGACUGGGCCAUAUUUGCGCUGUUUAUUAUUUUCACACUCGAAAUCAUCGCCAGAAUCAUUGUUUCUGGCUUCAUCGUUAACCCAGAGGAGUAUGCUCCUCCCAAGACUAAGCGCCGAAUUAAAGAACGGGUCGCCGAACAAUAUCGGGCCAUAUUUCGACCUCAGCGGCAGCGGUCCACCAGACAGCCAAAAAAGGAAGAGGAGUUUAUGCCGACGUUUGCUAGGUCAUUUACCAUGAUGCAUGGCGUCGCGGCUGGUCAAGGCACCCUGGAGGAGCAACAGCGCCUUCUGCUUGCGCGCAGAGCGUUCUUAAGGCAUGGCUUUAACCGGCUUGACUUCGUGGCAAUCGUUUCCUUCUGGAUAUCGUUUGGGCUUGGUGUUGCUGGCUUGGAGAGCAAGCAUUCCAUCUACGUGUUUCGCAUGCUCAGCUGUCUGCGCAUCAUCAGGCUUCUUGCCCUCACAAAAGGCAACCUUAUCAUCCUGAGGAGUCUGAAAAAGGCAGCGCCACUUCUUGUUAGGGUCUCUUUUUUGAUGGGCUUCUUCUGGCUCAUUUUUGCCAUCAUCGGGGUUCAGAGUUUCAAAUCGAGCCUGAGCCGCCAGUGUACUUGGCUCAAUCCUGAGGACCCAACGAACUUUGAUAUCACCUACUCGCCAAGCAUGUCCUUUUGCGGUGGUUAUCUCAAUGCCACUACAGGAAAGGCAGAGCCUUGGGUCUACUCCAACUCUCCGACAAGAAAUCUAUCGGAAGAGUUUCUCGUGAAGGGUGCUCAGAAUUCCAAAGGCCAUGUAUGCCCACGAGGGUCCAUCUGUCUUCAACAAGACAACCCCUUCAACGGAACGGUCAACUUUGAUGACAUCGGACACUCUCUUGAGCUAGUGUUUGUGAUCAUGAGCGCGAACACCUUCAGCGACUUGAUGUACUAUACGGUCAGCUCCGACUUUUUACCUGCGGCACUGUUCUUUGGCGCUGGAAUCAUCAUCAUGAUGCUCUGGAUGACGAACUUGUUGAUUGCCGUCAUCACAUCAUCUUUCCAGGUCAUUCGCGAGGAAUCCAAGGCCAGCGCCUUUACGUCCGAGGAUUCCUAUUUCGCAGCACCUACGGAUGCCGCUACGCGGCGACUUUCAGGAUUGCAGCGCUUUGUGAAAAACACACAGUGGCUGUGGGCACUUGUGAUCACAUUUGGGCUAUUUGCCCAAGCCUUGCGGACGGCUUCCAUGGAUGCGAUGCGUGAGAGGUUUAUCAACACAACAGAGGUCGUUGUAACCAUCCUUUUGGCUAUCGACAUUGCCAUACGUUUUGCUGCGGACCACCAUCGGUUUCAUCGCAGUCCUCGUAACCUCUUCGACCUAUUCCUAGCCGUCGUCACCGUCAUCAUUCUCAUCCCCUUCAUCCGCAAUUCAGGUCAGGUCUACAACUGGCUGACCAUCUUCCAAAUCCUGCGGGUGUAUCGCGUUGUUCUCACCAUACCAAUGACGCGAGACUUGAUUUACCUCGUCCUUGGAAAUGUCACCGGUAUCGGGAACUUGAUGCUCUUCGUCUUUCUUAUGACCUUCCUUAUGGCCAUUUUCGCAUCACAGCUAUUCCGUGGUCAAAUCCCAGCCUUGGAUUCAGAUGACGAGUGGAUCGGGAUCCCCUUCAACACCAUCUACAACUCCUUUCUGGGCAUGUACCAAGUUCUGUCGAGUGAGGGCUGGACAGAAAUUCUGUACAAUGUCACCACGUACACGGUGAGCAAGAAGACGUCGUGGAUCGGCGCCGUGUUCCUCAUCGGCUGGUUCAUCCUCUCGUACUUUAUUCUCAUCAACAUGUUUAUUGCUGUCAUCCAGGAGAACUUCGAUGUGGGAGAGGACAUGAAGCGCCUUGAGCAAGUGAAGGCGUUUUUGCAACGGAGAGAGCUGGGCGGUUCGUCCAAUUUGGCCUUGUCCAAAGUCUUUGGCUUCGGCCGGUCCAAGCACCGCUCAGACCCUCUUGAUCAGGGCACGGGAAUGAUAGAUAUGUUGUUCAAAGAAGGGUUCGUUCGCGAAUUUCUCGACGAAAGCUUGGACCCUUUGGAGACUACAGAUGGCCAAGCACCACCUCGGGCAACAACCACAUACAACGGCAAUGUCAAACCAGGGUUCCUCUCCGCCAUAUGGGGCCACUUGGUGACCAAGUUUACCAGCCGAGAGCCCAAUCCAUUCUACUCCAACAUCCGCUUCGAGGCGGCCAACGCGACUUUGGAUCCUGGCCAGCUCGCCCGUCAGGCUGUGAGCGCAACGGCAGCCCGGCGCAAAGCACAGCGGGAGUAUCUGAUGCGCCAUCCAAAUUACAAUACGUCUCUGUUCAUCUUCAAGCCACGAAAUCCUAUCCGCCGUCUCUGUCAGAAGAUGGUGGGCCCGGGCCGCGGUACUGAGCGCUUUGAAGGUGUUCAGCCGAAUAAGUACGCAUGGUACACCUUCUCAGCCCUGAUUUACGCUGCCAUUGUUGCCAUGGUCGUUCUCGCUUGCAUCACGACUCCGCUCUACCAGAAGGAAUACUUUCAAGACAAGGACAAAACCAAGGUCAACUGGUUCGUGUGGUCAGAUAUGGCGUUUGCCAUCGUGUUUACAGCCGAAGCGGGCAUCAAAAUCAUUGCGGACGGCUUCAUGUGGACUCCGAAUGCGUACUUCCGCAGUACAUGGGGCGCUAUUGAUGCCAUCGUGUUGGUUACCCUGUGGAUCAACGUCAUCACGCUGUUUACCCAAAACGGAGAGGUAUCCCGCGCUGUCGGUGCCUUCAAGGCUCUCAGGGCUCUGCGACUAUUGAAUGUCAGCGAUAGCGCCAGAGAAACGUUUCAUUCGUUACUCAUUGUUGGGGGUUGGAAGAUAUUGAGUGCUGCUUUUGUGUCCAUAUCGCUCUUGAUUCCAUUCGCAAUCUACGGCCUGAAUCUGUUCAACGGGAAGAUGGUCUCUUGCAACGAUGGGGAAGAUAUUAUAAACCUCAGUGACUGUGUCGGCGAGUAUUUCGCAACCCCGUUCAACAACGAAUGGCCGAUGCUUGCGCCCAGAGUGGCAGACAACCCCUUCUUCAAUUUUGACGACUUUGGAUCGUCCCUUUUUAUUCUGUUUCAGAUUGUCAGUCAAGAAGGGUGGACGGACGUCUCCUUUGCAGCACAGGCCAUCACCGGCCAGGGACUUCAACCGUUAGGCGCGCCGCCAUAUCCGGCCGAGGGCAACGCGUUGUUCUUCGUCGUCUUCAACCUCAUGGCCACCGUCUUUGUGCUCACCUUGUUCAUUUCCGUCUUUAUGCGAAACUACACGGAGCAAACCGGCGUCGCCUUCCUGACGGCCGAGCAGCGCUCGUGGCUCGAGUUGAGGAAGCUCCUCAGACAAAUAUCGCCUUCCAAAAACGCUUACGACGACAGCAAGAACAAGUGGAAGAUCUGGUGUCAUAAGCGCGCCAUCGAGAAGCGAGGGAAAUGGUAUCUUGCCAUCACGUCGGUUCUCGUUUUCCACCUUAUCCUGCUGCUUUCGGAAUUCUACAACGAGCCUGAGUGGUGGAGGUGGACCCGAGAUGGUUUAUUCUUGUUGUUCACGCUCAUUUACAUCGUCAACAUCAUCAUUCGCAUUGUCGGCCUUGGCUGGACGCGGUUCCGGCGGAGCUCAUGGGACUUGUUCUCUCUGAUCGCGGUUACGGGCACUUUCGCCACGUCAAUUCUCUUCCUCACGGACCAGAUGCAGGACACGUACAUUCAACUACAUAAGUUCUUCUUGGUGGCGCUCGUUCUCCUGCUGAUCCCCCGGAAUGACGCACUAGACCAGCUUUUCAAGACGGCAGCUGCCAGUUUGACGACCAUUGGCAGCCUUCUUGCUACGUGGCUGAUCUUCUUCUUGGUGUUCGCUAUAGCGCUGACGCAGACGUUCAGCCUUACCCGCUUCGGCAGCGGGGAGGAUGGCAACAUCAACUUACGAACAGUGCCUCACGCUCUGAUCCUCCUCUUUAGGUUCAGUUGCGGUGAGGGCUGGAACGAAGUCAUGGAGGAUUUUGCACAGAUCAAACCCCCGCUCUGCGUAGAGAGUCCUAUUUUCUCUGAGAGCGACUGCGGUAGCACUGCUUGGGCUAGAACCCUGUUUGUUGCCUGGAACAUCAUUAGCAUGUAUCUCUUUGUCAGUUUGUUUGUGUCGCUGAUUUAUGAGAGUUUCUCAUAUGUGUAUCAGCGGACCAGCGGCUUGGCGGUGGUUGAGCGCGACGAGAUUAGACGCUUCAAGGAGGCCUGGCGAAGUGUUGAUCCACUAGGCACUGGAUUCAUCAGUAAGGAGGCUUUCCCCCGACUUUUAGGCGAGCUCUCUGGCGUGUUCGAGAUGCGUAUUUACGAAGCUGAGGACUCGGUCCGUAGCAUUCUGGAAGACGUGCGUAAGGAUAACGAUGCGGCGAGCACCAGACACGCUUCUGUCGUCAGCAAGAGCCAGUACCAGACUGGUGUCGACCUGGCCAAGCUGAAUGAGCGGCUGUCCAAGAUUGAUGUUCAAAAAGUGCGCGCACGCCGCCAUCGUUUCAACAUAUUCUUCGAAGAGGUCAUGGUGUCUGCUGACCCCGAGAGAGGUAUCUCGUUCACGACGGUGCUGAUGAUUUUGGCACAUUACAACAUUAUUAAUGACAGCAAGAGUCUCAGACUUGAUGAGUUUCUGCGUCGAAAAUUGCGCUUGCAGCGUGUCGAGGAAGAAGUCCGACGUCGUAUCGUGCUAGGCUUCUUUGAUAUGUUGUACUAUUCGCGACAGUUCAAGCGCCACAUGCAAUCGAAACAAAACGCACGCAUGACGGCUAUCCCGCAGUUGGAUGUGCCUGAGAUUCUGGUGGACAAUGAAGAGGAGCGGCGGGAACGUAAUACGGUUGCGGGCGUACCAGGGGGGGCCGGUAUCGGCACGCUUACAGAAGAGGGCGCCACUCUUCUCGCUGCGGCGGCAGCUGACAACAAUGGGCGGGCGCGGAGCUGGUCUGGUCUUGGAGCGGAUCUGUCGUCUUAUGACACGUCCUACGGCCACCCGCUUGCUGGCCCACGGACAUCAAAGCCGUCUUCCUCGGGACACCAAGCUCAGCGCAGCGGGUUCAGCUUCGACCUCCCUGACCCGGCAGACGGCGCCCAGGAUGACGAGGCCACCAGUCCGAUAGGGAGACGGGGUAGUUCGGUGAGCCCAGCGGUGGUUAGGGACAUGUUGGACGAUUCUGUGUGGGUGGAGAGCAUUCGGAGAAGUGCCACGAUGAGAAAGAGCGGUUGGGGACCGUCGGGGGGAUUCUAAACCAUAAUGUCAAGCUUACUGGGUAUGGAGUCAAAAGAGACGGUUGAUCUAUGGCGUUUGGGUGCGGGUUUAUCUUGGCCUCAUGAUUUCGACGAUCAAGGGAGGAGCAUUGCCAUUUUUUAAAGCAUUGGCGCACCAGGACUUGGGGGGUUGGAUUGACGUCUUCACUACCGGAACAUGUGCAGAUGGAAAGUAUUGCUAAUAUUUAUGAUGUAGAAUGGGGAACAGCCUUUCAAGAAUGGUGAUAGAUGGAGACAAACCAACGGCUCGCGUUCUAUUUUGAAAUAGAAACGUUUUCAGGUUCGACUACAGAGACUUCAGGCGUAGCAUGGUGCACAUAAUAAUAGGGAGAUCGUAAGGGGCUCAAUCAUGGCGGCACUAUACCGGCUGAUGCGAUGAUGGUCUUCAAUGCAAGGUGAGCAGUUGUCCAAACCUGGCC